GAUACGAGAGUCAGUGCGGCUGCGACACUAGCGGUGUAUAUUCGUGGCCGAUGACGUCGGACCCUUCUCUGUUGAACCGUACCCAUUUGCUUGGUUCCAAAGGUGGGAGGGGAACGGCAGCAGCGCCGUCCCCGCAUGCUUUCGUCCAUUCGCCCCAGGUACAUAUGGAUGUUGUUGUUGCCUUGAUGGCCCAAACCGUGUUUGUUUUUCAUUCAACGUCUCCCUCUAGUCGCUGGGCAUUUUUUCUCACCGCUUUGUAGGAAGCGGACUGUUUGUUGUUUGCCUUUUCUUACCUUGUCUCGUCUGGUGUGUUGCCUCGUGUUUCCGGCCGGGCAAGUUUGACGACGUCCUUUCAGGGAGAAACGUGUGUUUUGGUUCUCGAGCUGGUUGAUUGUUGAGCUCCCUUGUUGUCUGCUGCUAAAUCGUCGCUGAAAAAGAGACCGCACAGACGUUCCCACGCUUGUUUUUUUUAGGUUCGAGUUUAUGCCACCUUGGCUGGCGCGUUCGGCAGGCUCAUGUACAGCACAUGGUGUGGUGGGCAAUUAUUCCCAACUAGCACUCCACCUUUUGACGCAGUGAAUUGUCAUGUUUUGAGGACCUAAAUUCCUUGGAGAAAACGAAUUGUCAUGUUUUAGAAUUUUUUUCAUUUGGCGCAAGUCACCCGCGCGUAGAAAAUGCCGUCUUUCGUCGGUGUGCGAUCCCUCGCUCUUCUCCGCGCUACACACGCAUCCCGCUCCGUCCGACUGACAUUCACUCCCACCAGCGCCAGAUUAAGCUACGAGAAACCGACACUGCCUGGCCUUUUGUUUUCGUACUACCGUAGCAUGAGCUUCUGGUUGGGUGUUGUUUCGUGUGGGAACAGCAUUAUUAGUGUCCUCGCUGAUGAGCACCCUCUCCGUGGAGCAGCGAGAACGAGUGUUCUUUAUCCUUGCGAACCGGCGUGUAUUGCAGGAGCGGGUUUCUCGAACGUGUCACGCGUUUUAAGAGCGUUGGGUUGGAUGCGCCAGCCAAGGGAGGCCCCGCAGAGGCCACACCCGAAAACGCUCGAAGGAGGGACCCCUUGCGAAGCGGUUGUCGCCGGGGGUGGUUGGAGGGGAGACGUGUCACGAAGCGUUUG
Ectocarpus siliculosus is the source of this 1117-nucleotide messenger RNA. Lineage: Eukaryota; Phaeophyceae; Ectocarpales; Ectocarpaceae. The record is from the annotation of a GenBank genome assembly.